AUGGAGGGAAAGGACAUAGUACACGAAAGUAGCAAACCAGACUUAAGCAAGUUGUUCUCUGAAGAACUGCCAACAUUUGGGAAUGUAUCGAUGCUCUUCUACAUCUCAGAUGCCUGAAAAGAUAAAGAGAACCUCUCAAAGGCUAUUAUUGAGCAUGGAGGUAACAUCGCUCUGUACCAGGAGUGUUUUACUUACCAGAUAUGUCCCAAGGAUUGCCUGAACCAGUUAGAAGUCAAAAAGCAAUACUAUAAGGGACUUAUUUAUGACUCCCAUUGGAUCUAUGAUAGUAUUGACAAAAAGGAGCUCCAAUCAAAGGAAAAUUACACUCUGAUUAAAAUUUCGGAGGGAAAACCCUUCGAGUUCAAUAAAGGGAAGAUUCCUUACACCAUUAGAGAGGCUAUCAUGAUUUAUAAGUGGAUUUCAGGCCAAAAACUGCAGAAAUCAAAGAGGACUUGGCAAAGCAUGGUUGAUAAAGGCGCGAUUUACUGCCGAACUGCUGAGUCAUUAAAGAACUUUUGGAAGACUAAUGCAAAGAACUCCAUGGAAGAUUGCAUCCUUGAAAUGGUCAAGAACCACAAGAAGUAUUGCCACCAGUACCCUGAUCCCAUAUUCCCGAACGAUGGAGUGAAUAUAAAGCCGAAAGAUCAGUCUGCUCCUGACACAGAAAGCAAAGGAAAAGUUAUUUAUAAAAAGAACCCUAACUGCUCAAAUAGUCAUCAUGACUCUAGUUCUCAAACAGGUAGCAAACCUAACUCUACGAGUAAAGCCCCAAUCACCAGGAUGUCUGAGAAUGCUGAAUUAGAUGAAGACUUUGCACCAAUAGAAGAAGAGAAGGACUACUCCAUCCAAGUUGUUGAAAUUAUCGACGGGUCAGAGAAUAGCCAUAGCUCUGAGGACAAAAACUUAGAGAACAGCCUCCAAUUAGAAGCCGAAGAUUUAGAAGACGUUUUUGAUUCUGACAGUGAGCCCAAGGAGUCCAAAAAGGCCACACCCAAGAAGGAACAGACUGUUCACCAGGAAACCAUCCAGACUUCUAAGAAGGUGAUUAAGAGCAAGUAAGGAUUUAUUAGAGAGUUUGAUCAAUGACGAGCUAGAUGGGGUUGAAAUCCCCAAGACUUUGGAGGAAGAGAAAGAGAAUAAAAACACCAACUUAGAGCCCCUUGUCCCAGAAGAAAUUGCAGCAUUUAUUACUACCAAGAAGAAAUUACAAGAAUUCUCUGAGAAAUAUAAGAAGCCAUUUGAUGAAGUAAUGGCUCUUUUUGAGCAAUGUUCCUGUAGAUAUGACAUCCUUGAAGAGUUCCUCUCAACAAGCCAUAGUACAAACAAGAUGUGGAAGGGACUGGAGGAUUUCAUCCUCCUCAAGCCCUACAUGAAUGAGGAAGCUUACAAUCUUCUUCUGAAAGAGAAAGGAGAGAAAGAAGUGAAACUUAGGAAAAAGUUCCUAAACUUGAAGUAAUUUUACUACUGUUUUCAAUUUUAAUUUUAAAA
Messenger RNA from Moneuplotes crassus, 1488 nucleotides. Lineage: Eukaryota; Ciliophora; Spirotrichea; Euplotida; Euplotidae. The record is from the annotation of a GenBank genome assembly.